Molecule: messenger RNA, 1224 nt
Organism: Prosopis cineraria
Lineage: Eukaryota; Viridiplantae; Streptophyta; Magnoliopsida; Fabales; Fabaceae
Exons: 3
Coding region: 829-1104 (91 amino acids)
Source: RefSeq, a predicted model, not a curated record
AUCAACUAUUUACAGCUAUCUCUUUAUAUAUUCAACAAUAAACUUUCAAAUUCAACCUCCCACAUAAGCAUCUUAUUUUUACACAUCAAAAUCACAUGUUUACACCCAAAAAUUCAAGAAUUUACAAUCAGAAAUUCAAAUCUUAAUGUUCAUGAAUUACAUGGAACAUUGGUAGACCUCAAAUGCCAUUCCAAUAUUGCACAAACUGUCAAAUCAUCACAACAGAUAGUGCAAUUUCUGAUCUACCAUUUAUAUUAUUUUAGAAACUCAAACAAGGUAGAUGAGAAUAAUCAGAAUAGAAUAACAAUGAAAUAAGAUGAAAUUCGAGGGGCUAAGUAAUCUAGAAAAAUGCAAUAAGCUAAAAUCUCCUUCAUUCAAGCAAACCCCAACAAGAAUAUGGCAUAAAAUCGAAAUCAGUGGAUGAAAACCCAAAUAUUCCAUAAUACAUACCUGAAUAACAUUUACUAGCUGUGAACACAUACAUGAGACGGGGGGAGAAGACAGGAUGGGAAGGAAGAUGAAAGACGAAAGAUUGAAGAUAUGCCUAAACUAGCACAAACAGAAAACAAUGAUGAAGAUGUCCCUAAAUGAGGAAGACGAACAACUAGGAAGGCAAACAAUGAAGAAGACAUCCCUGAAUGAGAAAGAUGGAGAUUGUUGCAUCUAAGAUGGGAAGGACAUUGAUGGCAAAGAGAUCUUGACUUUGAUUGCAUGCUUGAGAGAGGGGGUCUUCAAUUGACUGUUCUAAAAAAAAUUCCCAUUAGCCCUAGCUUUUGGCGAUCUCAGCUCCAUUUGCACAGUGAGUCAUUCUGAAGGGGAGAGGAUUCUAUGGCAGGCCAAGAUAACGUCAAGCAUCUUGAAGACUGCUCCGUUUCCAAUGCAUUAGGCACUUGGGUGUUCUCAGUAGCAGGAGCAUUGCUGGCAAUUCCAGUAGGGAUAAAGCGCAAGUCUCUGGCACCGCUUGUAUUCUUUGGAACGACAGGCACUAUGCUGGACAUCAUCAUGGGAAUUAGUCAAUGCGAAAGGGAACAUGCAGAGCGCCAAAUGAAGCUACUUGAAGCUCAAGCAGCUGCAAAUGACACGCCAACUGAAACUGAAUCAUGAUAUUCAGGUGUUCUUAGUAUUGUCAACUUAUAUUUGUAGAUGGGUGUAACAAACAAGCGUGCAUUUUUUGGUCACUCGUUGCUCAUGCUGGUGAAUAAGAAAGGAAGGAUUUCUUUGUUA